Messenger RNA from Miscanthus lutarioriparius, 849 nucleotides. The record is from the annotation of a GenBank genome assembly. NCBI's taxonomy places the organism in Eukaryota, Viridiplantae, Streptophyta, Magnoliopsida, Poales, Poaceae.
AUGGUGGGUGUGGGGGUGGCACGGGCAGCAGUGGCACAGAAGGCGGGUGGGUGGCGCGUGGAGGUCGCCGGUGUGCUCGUCGGCGGCGCGGAGCUCGCUGGCAACGUGGAACUGGGCGGCGGCACACACAGAGGGCUAGGUGGGGGACAGCACAGGCGUCGGUGGCGCAGAGGGUGGAGCUUGGGAAUGCUAACGGCCUCAUCCAUGAUGCCAACCGCGAGCUUGCCGCCGUCCGCGUCUCCUGCACGGCUCACCGUCUUCUACGUCGCGCUGUACCUGCUGGCUCUGGCGCAAGGCUUCUACGGGCCAUGCGGGGAAGCCUUUGGCGCGGACCAGUUCAAGCCUAGCGACAGCGGCGAACCCAACGCGCCAGCGUUCCGGAGCUCCUACUUCAACUGGUUCCACUUCUCCAUGUCCUGGGGCUACGCCAUCGCGACGGCCGGGCUGAGCUACGUCCAGGACAACGCCGGUUGGACCGUGGGUUUCGGCGCGUGCUGGACCGCGUUGGCGCUAUGCCUUGCCGUCUUCUUACUGGGCACGCGGACGUACCGUGCCAAGCAACGACCCGUUGAUGGCGGCACGUUCGCUGAGACCGUGGGGACGUUGGGCGCGAGGGUCUUCCGUCCAAAGGACAACACUCCAACUGAUGAAAGGCUGCUUCUACCUCCACAACCUGAGCAGGGCGGACUCAUAGCUAAGCUGCUCCCGAUAUGGUUGACGAGCUUAGUCUUCACGGCCAUCUACUCGCAAGUGUCCACUCUGUUCACCAAGCAAGCCAGCACAUUGGACAGGCACCUUAGCACGGAGACGGGCCUCGUCGUGCCGCCCGCGCCGCGCUCCAGUGCUUGA